This is a messenger RNA of Diprion similis, 910 nucleotides long. RefSeq lists its product as uncharacterized. The record is from RefSeq and is a predicted model, not a curated record. The transcript is spliced from 4 exons. Lineage: Eukaryota; Metazoa; Arthropoda; Insecta; Hymenoptera; Diprionidae. Bases 58 to 801 code for a protein of 247 amino acids.
AAAUUAAAUCAAGCGUUGUUCGUGUAGGGCAAAACUCUCGGUCCCAAUUAAUCGAAGAUGGCGACACUCAUGGGAUUAUUCUGUUUCAUAUCAGUGGCCUUUGGCCCUAGUGUGAUUUCGGCGCAAGCUAUUAUCGCUGGUCAAGCCGACAGGCUUCUCAGGCAAGUUAAUACCAUGGUUGAAACAGUCAAUGAGGAUUCUGCGACGUAUAAAAAUGAGCUGCAAGGACUUUUCGACAAAUUGAGCGAAACUGCUGCCUCAAAUUUGGCAACGAUUGACGGCACCGUGAAGGAAUUCAAUGAUAACUUCGAAGCGGCGCUGGGAUCGCUUUUGGAUAGCGUACAGCCUUCCGAAAACGUGAAUUCGUGCACCGAUUUUGCCGCACCAUUGAGGUUAAGAUCGGACGGAAUUCUCGAUGAAGCCGAACCCUGUAUGGAAAGAGAAGUGAGGCAGGCUUCGGCAGAGAAAGCGAUCACCGAGUUCUACGUGAACUCGCAGCUGAGCACUCUCGACUACAUGCAAUCAAUGGCUCAGAACUGCAUGACGUCAUACGAGAACAGCGAGCAAACAGCAUCCGACGCGUCUCAAGCUUUCGCCUGCGUUCAGAUAAUUCACAUGUCGGUCAGCAGCCUGGUCGUCAGGUUCGAAUUGGUCAUCGACAUCGCAGUUUCCAGGUCCCUGUACGACGGCUACCAAAGCCGAGUGGCGGCUUGUGCAAAUACAGCCAGCAGUGGAAUCACAGCCUUGAUUUCCGAUGCGGCGAUCGUUUAUGACAAUAUCGAUGCCUGCAUCAGAGCCUGAGCUUUUUUCUUUCAGGAUCAGAAAGGGCGGUUAUUAUUUUGUGACAGCCCCAUCAAGAUGAGCAUGACGAAUAGAACUCGAGAAAUAAAACAAAAAAUUUUAUCACAAA